AUGGAACUGACAAAAGAGGUCUGUGAAAGGCUCUACAGAGGGUGGUUGUGGCUGGCGGCCAUUAGUGGCAACGUUGCGCAUAUCUUCGAUCCCUUCUCUUUCGAACCAAUAGCAUACGGAUGUCGAAUGGCUGCCACCCAGUUUGUCUCCCGAUGGGUCUUCAUGAUCGUUUUUAUCUCGGAGUUUCUCGCUGCCACUAUGGUGAAAGCAGUUCAACAUCUUCGUCAAUCCAACUCGUCCUGGGUAUCCGAGCUGUACAAAAACGGGAUUAUGUUUAGUGUUUCCAUCCUCCCCUCCGCCCUAUAUCGCGAUUUUGGCUCCUCGACAAUGGAGUCGGUGCUGUGCAAUAGGGUCAUGUUUAUUAUCCUCAAGCAACGCCGUUUAAACGCGGGACACGAAGAGUUUUGGUUAUCGGAAGAACCGAGAGCACCUUCGGACAACCUUUCCAGCGAGGGGAUCUUCACCAGUGUGUACGAGAGCACCGGACAGCAGAAGUCCGACGAAGUCGAAUUAGGGGUUCUGUCAGGGAGCAGGUCUAUACAGCAACCGAGUUAG
This is a messenger RNA of Coprinopsis cinerea okayama7#130, 555 nucleotides long. RefSeq lists its product as hypothetical. The record is from RefSeq and is a predicted model, not a curated record. The coding region runs from base 1 to 555 and encodes 184 amino acids. Lineage: Eukaryota; Fungi; Basidiomycota; Agaricomycetes; Agaricales; Psathyrellaceae. The transcript is spliced from 10 exons.